This is a messenger RNA of Frankliniella occidentalis (western flower thrips), 2080 nucleotides long. RefSeq names its product cytochrome P450 4C1-like. Gene Ontology annotation, molecular function: iron ion binding; monooxygenase activity; oxidoreductase activity, acting on paired donors, with incorporation or reduction of molecular oxygen. Bases 16 to 1530 code for a protein of 504 amino acids. The transcript is spliced from 2 exons. Lineage: Eukaryota; Metazoa; Arthropoda; Insecta; Thysanoptera; Thripidae. The record is from RefSeq and is a predicted model, not a curated record.
UCGCUGCUUCGGGAGAUGGUCGCCGUCGUCGUCCUCUUGCUGCUGGCGGCCGCCGCGCUCGCGGUGGCCGCCCUCCUGGUCCGCUUCUCUCGCGCCGUGUCCGAGUUGAGGCGCGUCCGUCGCAUGACCGCCAAGCUGCCCGGCCCGCCCAUGUACCCCCUGAUCGGCAACGCGCUCGAGCUGGCCUGCAGUAUGGACGAGGUCUACGACCGCCUGCACUCGCUCGCGUCCACGCACGGGUCCAUGUACCGCUUGGCGAUAGCGCACGUCACCUUCGCCUUUGUCAUGGACCCCGACGACAUGGAGGCCGUCAUGACCAGCGGCAAGACGUCGGACAAGUCGGUGACGUACGGCACGCUGGAGCCGCUUAUGGGCCGCGGGCUCGCCGUCCUCAACGGGGACGAGUGGCGGCGGCACCGCAAGGCCAUCUCGCCCAGCCUGCACCUCGACAUCCUGCGCGACUUCGUGCCGAUCUUCUCCAAGCAGGGCGCGGCCUUCGCGGACACGCUGGCCGAGCUCGCCGAAAAGGGGGAGGCGUUCGACGUGACGCCGCUCAGCGGAGCCUGCGCCAACCACACCAUCUGCGAGACCGUCAUGGCCACCGACCUGCACAGGAACGACCCGAUGAAGCGCGAUUUCCUCGACGCCAUCCCUAAGGCCUUCGACCACUUCAUGUACCGCGUGUGGAGGCCCUGGCUCCUCAGCGAGUGGGUCUACUCGCUGCACCGCUCGCGGUUCCCGGAGUACCUCAAGGUGAAGGACUCCCUCAACCGAUUCACCCGAAAGAUAAUCUGCGAAAAGAAGAAGGCACUGCAGAAGCACGAGAUCCCCCAACGGAAGCGGCAAGCCUUUCUGGGCCACAUGCUGGUCUCUGAAGAGGGCGCGGCGCUGAGCGAGGCGGAGCUCGCUGAGGAAGUCAAGACCCUUGUUAUGAUAGCGUCGGCUUCCUCGAUGGACGCCCUUACCUUCCUCAUUUACACGCUCGCCAUCCGCCAGGACAUUCAGGACAAAGUUAGACAAGAGCUGGACGACAUCCUGGGCGAGGAUCGCGGGCGCCCCUUGCAGCACUCGGACCUCGCCCACAUGCAGUACACGGAACGGGUCAUCAAGGAGACGCUGCGCUUCUUCAGCGUCGUGCCCAUCUUCGCGCGCACCGUCACCGAGGACUUGCUCCUGCCGUCCGGCUUCACCGUCCCGCGCGGCUCCCAGGCCACCUUCUGGCUGCCCUACGUGCACCGAAACCCCCAAUGGUUCCCGGAGCCGGACAAGUUUGACCCGGACCGCUUCCUGCCGGAUAACUCGCGUGGCCGCCACCCCUUCGCCUACGUUCCGUUCAGCGCCGGGCCCAGGAACUGCAUCGGUCAGCGGUACGCCAUGACGUUCCUAAAGACGGUGGCGGCCACCAUCGUGCCGCGGCUGCGGUUCGAAGUCCCCGACGACGGCCCCAGCCGCCUCGAGGAUGUCCCACUCACGAUGAACCUCACCGUGUCCGUGCGGGGCGGUGCCAACAUCCGGGUGCACCGACGCUAAGCAAAGAUGAUCACGCGCAGUCCCCAUUUCAGAGAUUUCGGAGAUUUCAGACCGACCUCGUGUCGCUGGGACGGGCUGCGGCACGGGCGUCGAGUGUACGGCUGGAUCACCUUUAGAGAAACAGAUAACAGAUCUGUUUCAAAAAUGUCUCAAUGAACAUAUUAGUAACCUUCCUGAAACGGGUCUGUUCUGUUAUUUGUUAUUUCUCUUAAUUAAGGUGAUACGUAAACUAACUUUGCCCAGGGCCUAAAAUUGUUUUUAAAAUGCUAAUACGGUGCUGCAGGGUUCACUGUGGCUUGCAGUGAAUUCACCGUAAGAAGUGAACCCUAACUGUACCACCGAUUUUAAACACAAUUUGAGGCCCUGAGCAAAGUUACCUCGGUGGGCCAAAGUUACCCCAGUUUACGGUCCUAUGUAGCUAUGGCGUGUAAACCCUUCACUUUGAGGAUGUGGACUGGAUGAGAAUGCUGCCGAGGCCCUCCUUUUGGGCGCUUUGUGCUGAGCUAGUCAAACCAUGUUUCAGGAGAAAUAAAUUGAUCACCACUGCUCA